This is a messenger RNA of Heterocephalus glaber (naked mole-rat), 5934 nucleotides long. The record is from RefSeq and is a predicted model, not a curated record. Lineage: Eukaryota; Metazoa; Chordata; Mammalia; Rodentia; Bathyergidae.
GAGUAUUGCGCAUGCGUGAAGCGAGAGCAGGGGGCCGGGUCACGUGAACCGGGGGUCCUGGGCCGGAAUUGCUGCCAGCUUAGUGGCGCGGCCUCCGGAGUUGACAGAGCAGCCCGCCACAGGCUAACUGGACGGGGCCCACAGCCAGGCGGGGUGACUGGGGCGGAGGGUCGUGACCUGAAACUGGGUCAGGCAGUUUCACUUGUCGGUUCCAAACGAAUACGAGGCUGAGGGACACGGCGCCCACGCCCCCGACCAUGAGGCCAGCAGAGAUCGUCAUUCAAAUCAUUGUGAUCUAAGGCCAAAAACAAGACAAACACGUGCUUGGAUUGGUUGAAUACAGUUGUUAAAAACAAAUAUGGAAAAUGAACCAGACCAAGACAAUGUGGAACAGAAUCUCUGUGUCAAGACUACUACUGAAGAAGAACUGAAUAAAUCUUUUAAUCUAGAAGCUUCAUUGUCAAAAUUCUCUUACAUAGAUCUGGACAAGGAGUUGGAGUUCAGAAAUGAUUUGAUUGAUGACAAGGAGUUUGAUAUUCCUCAAGUUGACACUCCUCCAACACUGGAAAGCAUACUAAAUGAAACUGAUGAUGAAGAUGAGUCUUUUGUUCUCGAGGAUCCCACAUUGUUAAACAUUGAUACCAUUGACUCACACUCCUAUGAUACUUCAUCUGUGGCAAGCUCAGAUAGUGGUGACAGGACCAACCUAAAAAGGAAGAAGAAAUUACCUGAUUCUUUUUCACUCCAUGGCUCAGUUAUGCGGCAUUCACUUCUGAAGGGGAUUUCUGCCCAGAUAGUGUCUGCAGCUGACAAAGUAGAUGCUGGCUUGCCUACAGCAAUUGCAGUUUCCAGUCUGAUAGCAGUGGGUACAUCUCAUGGAUUGGCUCUAAUAUUUGGAAAAGAUCAGAAUCAAGCGUUGCGACUCUGCCUGGGGAGCACUAGCGUUGGAGGUCAGUAUGGAGCCAUCUCUGCCCUCAGUAUCAACAAUGACUGUUCAAGACUGCUCUGUGGCUUUGCUAAAGGACAGAUCACCAUGUGGGAUUUGGCCAGUGGAAAACUUCUCAGAUCAAUAACAGAUGCUCAUCCUCCAGGAACGGCAAUAUUGCAUAUCAAGUUUACAGAUGAUCCAACUCUUGCAAUUUGCAAUGACAGCGGAGGCUCUGUUUUUGAAUUGACAUUUAAGAGAGUGAUGGGAGUGAGAACUUGUGAAUCUAGAUGUCUGUUCAGUGGUUCCAAGGGAGAAGUGUGCUGUAUUGAGCCUCUACAUUCUAAGCCUGAAUUGAAAGAUCAUCCCAUCACACAGUUCUCAUUAUUGGCCAUGGCAUCCUUAACAAAGAUACUGGUCAUUGGAUUGAAACCAUCCUUGAAAGUGUGGAUGACUUUUCCUUAUGGACGCAUGGAUCCUUCCAGUGUUCCAUUGCUGGCCUGGCAUUUUGUAGCAGUGCAUAAUUAUGUGAACCCCAUGCUUGCUUUCUGCAGAGGAGAUGUUGUUCACUUUCUACUGUGGAUAAACUCACGCACAAUUGUGCUCUUAGACAGCGUGGAGAAGUUGCAUGUAAUUGACCGGCAGACACAAGAGGAAUUAGAAACAGUGGAGAUCUCAGAAGUUCAGUUGGUUUAUAAUAGCAGCCAUUUCAAGUCACUCGCCACUGGAGGAAACGUUAGUCAGGCACUGGCUUUGGUUGGAGAGAAGGCUUGUUACCAAUCCAUCAGCAGCUGUGGUGGUCAGAUCUUUUAUCUGGGGACAAAAUCUGUUUAUGUAAUGAUGCUGAGAAGCUGGAGAGAGAGAGUGGAUCAUCUCUUGAAACAAGAUUGUCUCACAGAAGCCUUGGCCCUUGCAUGGUCUUUCCAUGAAGGAAAAGCAAAAGCAGUAGUGGGAUUGUCAGGGGAUGUCAGUAAGCGAAAGGCUGUUGUUGCAGAUCGGAUGGUAGAAAUCCUGUUCCAUUAUGCAGAUCGUGCUCUGAAAAAGUGCCCAGAGCAGGGAAAAAUCCAAGUGAUGGAGCAACAUUUUCAGGAUAUGGUGCCUGUCAUAGUUGAUUACUGUCUUCUGCUGCAGAGAAAGGAUCUUUUAUUUAGCCAAAUGUAUGAUAAAUUAAGUGAGAAUUCAGUGGCCAAAGGAGUGUUUUUGGAGUGCCUUGAACCAUAUAUUUUAAGUGAUAAAUUGGUGGGGAUCACACCACAAGUAAUGAAAGACUUGAUUGUUCAUUUCCAAGAUAAAAAGUUGAUGGAAAAUGUGGAAGCCGUCAUUGUACAUAUGGAUAUCACCAGCCUCGAUAUUCAGCAGAUAGUUCUCAUGUGUUGGGAGAAUCGACUAUAUGAUGCUAUGAUUUAUGUCUACAACAGAGGCAUGAAUGAAUUCAUUAGUCCAAUGGAGAAACUUUUCAAAGUCAUUGCUCCUCCUCUGAAUGCAGGAAAAACAUUAACAGAUGAGCAAGUUGUUAUGGGCAACAAGCUUCUCGUAUAUAUUAGCUGUUGUCUGGCAGGCCGUGCCUAUCCCCUUGGUGACAUCUCUGAAGAUCUUGUUCCCUUGGUUAAAAACCAGGUUUUUGAAUUUCUGAUUCGCCUGCAUUCAGCAGAAGCAUCCCCGGAGGAAGAAAUCUAUCCUUAUGUUCGGACUUUGCUACAUUUUGACACAAGAGAAUUCCUAAAUGUGUUGGCCUUGACCUUUGAAGAUUUUAAAAAUGAUAAGCAAGCUGUGGAAUAUCAACAGCGAAUUGUGGAUAUUUUGUUGAAGGUCAUGGUGGAGAAUUCAGAUUUUACUCCCUCACAAGUAGGGUGCCUCUUUACUUUCCUUGCUCGGCAGCUUGCAAAGCCUGACAAUACUUUGUUUGUGAACAGAACACUCUUUGAUCAGGUGCUUGAAUUUCUGUGUAGCCCUGAUGAUGACUCUCGACACUCUGAAAGACAGCAGGUCCUUUUAGAAUUGCUGCAGGCUGGUGGCAUAGUUCAGUUUGAAGAAAGCGGGCUCAUUUGUAUGGCAGAAAAAGCCGAGUUCUAUCAAAUUUGUGAAUUUAUGUAUGAACGAGAGCACCAGUAUGACAAAAUUAUUGAUUGCUACUUGCGUGACCCACUGAGAGAGGAAGAAGCCUUUAAUUAUAUUCACAACAUCUUAUCCAUUCCUGGCCACAGUGCCGAGGAGAAGCAGUCUGUGUGGCACAAAGCAAUGGAUCAUAUUGAGGAGCUUGUAUCCCUGAAGCCCUGUAAAGCUGCAGAGCUUGUUGCUACACACUUUUCUGAACAGAUUGAAACAGUCAUUAAAAAACUUCAGAACCAGGUAUUGCUUUUUAAAUUUUUGAGGAGUCUUCUUGACCCAAGGGAAGGUAUUCAUGUAAAUCAAGAAUCACUGCAGAUAUCUCCCAGUAUUACAGAGCAGUUCAUUGAGCUGUUAUGUCAGUUCAAUCCAAACCAAGUUAUAGACACACUGCAAGUCCUUGAGUGCUAUCGACUAGAAGAAACUAUUCAGAUUACUCAAAAGUAUCAGCUCCAUGAAGUCACUGCCUAUCUAUUGGAAAAGAAAGGAGAUAUUCCUGGUGCCUUCUCAAUAAUGCUGAAGAGGCUGCAGAGCAGACUUCAAGAGAUAACACAUCAAGGUGAAAAUACCAAAGAGGAUCCCUCACUGAAGGAUGUUGAAGAUACCAUGCUAGAGACAAUUGCUCUUUGCCAGAGAAAUUCUCAUAAUUUGAACCAGCAGCAACGAGAGGCACUCUGGUUUCCAUUACUGGAGGCCAUGAUGGCCCCUCAGAAGCUGUCCGGGGCAGCUGCACCUCACAUGCACUCUGAAGCUCUGAAAUCUUUGACCAUGCAAGUUCUAAACAGCAUGGCGGCCUUUAUUGCCCUACCAUCAAUCUUGCAAAGAAUCUUACAGGAUCCAGUUUAUGGGAAAGGAAAACUUGGAGAAAUCCAGGGCCUUAUUCUGGGAAUGUUAGAUACCUUUAACUAUGAACAGACCCUGCUGGAAACAACCACCAGCCUUCUCAACCAAGAUCUCCAUUGGUCAUUGUGUAACCUAAGAGCUUCUGUCACUAGAGGACUGAAUCCCAAACAGGAUUAUUGCUCUAUAUGUUUGCAACAGUACAAGAGACGCCAAGAAAUGGCAGAUGAAAUUAUUGUCUUUAGCUGUGGCCAUUUGUAUCAUUCAUUCUGUCUACAAAGCAAGGAAUGCACUGUAGAAAUUGAGGCCCAAACAAGAUGGACAUGCUACAAAUGCAGCUCGAGUAACAAAGUGGGAAAACUAAGUGAAAAUUCAUCAGAAAUUAAAAGAGGAAGGAUAACUUCAACACAGGUAAAAAUGUCUCCAUCCUACCAUCAGCCCAAAGGGGAUCCUGCUCCUAAGAGGGCAACCUCAGAACCUGUUCUGGAUCCACAGCAAACCCAAGCAUUUGAUCAGCUGUGCCGACUGUACCGAGGAAGUUCCCGGCUGGCGCUCCUGACGGAACUCUCCCAGAACCGAGGCGGCGACAGCUACCGGCCCUUCAGCGGCUCCCAGAGCAGCCCUGCUUUCAACAGCGUCUUCCAGAAGGAGAACUUCCAGCUGCAGCUCGCGCCCCCGCCUGUGACCGAGGACUGACCGAGGCCCCUCUGCCUGAGCCGUGACCCUCAGCACCCACCCCGUCUCUUCCUCAGUGUCGUCCAGCUUCCGCCCACCCAGCUGGCUGGCUUUUCUCUUCCUCGGAACCACAUGCCUUCAGCUCUUUAGGAAGGACAUUUGCCCUGUGGGACUUUCUCUGUCCCACAGAAGCCCAGAGAGUGAGCGAGGCUCCUUCCGUGGCAUUCUGAGUGGGUAAACUGAGGGCAGCAGAGCUGGGCUGGGCCGGGGGUUGCUGGGGUGGGGGGUGGGGGGUGGGCUCCCCCGAGCGAGAGACUUGUCCUUCCCGAGGAUAAGCAUCCCUGUGUGGGAGGCCUGCAGCCUGGCCAGCAGCCAGGUCUGUGUGUGUCGCCUCAUGGAGGCUGCUUAGAGCCCUACUGCCACCUUUGGGUUUUAUCAGCUCCAGCUCGGGGCCUUGACUUUGUCCUCAGACAAGCAGCUCGUUGCCGGCCCUGUUCAGAGCCCUGUGGUGGGGACAGAACUGCCACGGAGCAGACACAGACAGCUCUGUGCCCAGGACUUUGUGCAUCGCUGCAGCAGGAGCCACGGGAGGGAUCCACACACGGAGACCCAGGCUCAGCGCCACCUCUGCAGCCCCCACCGGAGGGUGCAGCGCCAGGGCUGUUGCCAGCCACCCCACGGGAAACGGGCAGGUGAACCACAGGAGCAGAGUGACCAAACAGAAAACAGACCCUGCUUCUGCCACCUGAGCAAGUCAGUACCCUCCCAAGCCUCGGUUUCUUACAGAAUAGAUCUGUGAAGAGAAGUUAAUGAGCCAUCUUGCAAAUGUGGCGCUGGGCAGCUCCUCCCAGCACAGGGCACCUUUGCUGACACCUCAAGGGCAGCGGUUGGGCACUGAGUGAGUGGUGGUGCCCACCAAGAGUCUCGACCCUGUGGACAGAUGAGAAAGCUGAAGCAUGGAGGUGAUGAGUAAUCUAACCAGGUGACACCUGGAGAGGAGGGAUUUGAACUCCAAACUGUGAUUCCAGUGCUGCCCCGACAAGCGAGUGUGAGAAAGUUCUCAGUGAGCUGAGGGAGCUUGAUCUCCUCAGGGUAAAACUUGGUGGCCCUUCUUUCGGUAGCCCAGAGACCUCAGGCGGAGGGGAGGUACAGCAUGAAAAGAUGUGGGAUGGAAAAUGUCAGCGUCCAUGGACGGAUGGAGUAACGGCAUACUCAGUUAUGCACUCCAGGUGAAGUGGUUAGCAUUUGAAGAAAGUGUAUAUAUACCAUGGAAAACUGGUCAGCCUUUAAAAUAAGGGUAUCAUGUACUUCCAGGGCGAACUGAUGGCCAUUAAGUUAAGUGAAAUAAGCCAAAUAAAAAAGGCAGGUGCUGCAUGAUCUCACACUCA